AUGUAUGCCCUGAAUUCAACUGCUGGGGUUAAUUCCUCUCUCUCUCUUCUCCCCAAGAGCCCCGGUUCAAAUGCUGUCUCACCUUUCUCCCGUGAAUUCGACGGCAACGCGUUCCCUCCAUCGCGUUACAGCCCCGGACGCAAGGAUGACAAGAACCCCGCACACAACAUGAACAGCACUACCGCGAUUUUUAAGAUGCACCUUAUGUCCCAGAUAUCUCAAUUGCCUUCUCAGCCAUGUUCUCUACCACCCAACUUUAUUUGUUCUUUUGUCCGCCGCUGUCUCCCGGAAGACCUCGCUCUCGUUGACUUUCCCCAGGCAUUGACGGCUCUAGACUACCUUCGGGACCUUGAGCAGCGUCGUGGCAAAGAGAUCAAAACUGCCUUGGAGAAACUUGGUGUGCUUGAUGAUGCUUUUGACAAAGAUGAUCUUGUGAAACGGUAUCCUGGAGUUUCAAGCUGGAUUGACUCAAUCAUGGAGAAGGACAGAUAUGCUGCUGCUCUAUACUCACAAGUCUAUCUCCGUCUUAGAUAUUGGCAAAAUGCGUUGCCCAUGCUAAACACGCUUAUCCCCGCUGUUAUAUCUGUCCGGCUUGCUGCGCACGUUUGUGAAAGGAUGCUCAUGGAAGAACGUCAUACGUUCUUUAGGUAUAUAUGCCAAGUAGAAGAUAAAGGCCAACGCGUACUCGAUCCGCUCAUCUUAAAGGACAGGCGGCCGGGGGAGUCUACAGGAUGGCCUGUGGUGCACGAAUAUAUCAACAAAUUCAUGUGUUCAGCGAUUGAUAUCAUCAACGAAUGCUUCGAAAUCAACAAUCGGGACAGCCUCGAGGAACAAUCUGGAUACAACAGAACCAGUAAGGGCCGAAAGGUCGAUUCGGGAAUCAGCUUUGGAUCUAAUAAUGACUACGGCCGCCCGUCAACCAGCAGCAGCACCGGUAACACAAACAACAACGAUAGCAAUACCAACAUAAACCACAACUACAGCGGCAGCACCAGCUCCGUCAACGGCGGAUCCCUCAACAAACCACUCCCACCAUCCCCAACGCCCAAAACGGUCAAAAUGCCUAAAACACCUAAGGCUAGCAAGACGAGCAGUAGCUCCACACUUGAACGCAUCGGCAAGGAGCUGCGCAAGAUGCGCUCGCGUGGCGACUUCAACGAGGACAAGCCGCCCAGGUCAUCGCGCAGCGUCAGCACGCUCCGCAAAAUGCGCUCCACGAGCAUUCUGGGCGAGCGCGAUCGAAAUCUUGGCAGUAGCCACGGUGAGAGCGAGUUUGAUGCUGAGGAGUUUCGACGAAAGCGGAUGAUUUGGGAAGCGAAGCAUAAUCACAACCAUACGAGUCAGCGCGUGAUAUAA
Molecule: messenger RNA, 1356 nt
Organism: Histoplasma mississippiense
Lineage: Eukaryota; Fungi; Ascomycota; Eurotiomycetes; Onygenales; Ajellomycetaceae
Exons: 2
Coding region: 1-1356 (451 amino acids)
Source: RefSeq, a predicted model, not a curated record